Messenger RNA from Bacillus rossius redtenbacheri, 18600 nucleotides. RefSeq names its product histone-lysine N-methyltransferase 2D-like. Gene Ontology annotation, molecular function: histone H3K4 methyltransferase activity; histone binding; transcription coactivator activity. Gene Ontology annotation, cellular component: nucleus; MLL3/4 complex. Gene Ontology annotation, biological process: positive regulation of transcription by RNA polymerase II. The record is from RefSeq and is a predicted model, not a curated record. NCBI's taxonomy places the organism in Eukaryota, Metazoa, Arthropoda, Insecta, Phasmatodea, Bacillidae.
GUAGUGUCAAUGAGUAUGUACUUUGCGCUGUAUAAAUUUUGCUAUAAUGUUGUUAAAGUUUACCGGUGUUUAUUAUUAAAUAAUUGUUGUUUAUCAUGACUAAAAUAGGUAUCUAGAGUUUUAGUAGGUAGCGAGCAUGGACGGAGGCCGAGACGAGCACGCGUGCUUCAAGGGGGGCUCGCCCGGGGAGGCCGAGGGAGACGACGAGAUGGACCUGGAGGACGGCUCCGGGGACGACGACGACGAAGGGGCGGACGCCAGGUCCUCGCCCAGCCCCGAGCCCCCCUCGCCCGCCGGCCUGUCCCUGGAGCACCCGGAGGACUCCGCCUCGGCGCUGGUGCUAGGCUCCUACCAGUGCUCGCCGGAGGACGGCUACCUCUCCCCGCAGCACAAGUUCGGCUGCCACGUGGGGGGCAAGCCCCUGGGCAUGCGUCGCGGGCCCGGCCGGCCCCGGAAGGAGCGCGAGGGCUACUCCGCCCUGCGCUCCCCCAAGAAGUCGCUCGAGCUCAAGAUGAAGUGGAAGAGCAGUAACAUCUACGUGCGGGGCAUCGCGAAGCUGGGGCUGCUGGGGGAGGAGGGGGACGCUCCCUCGGGGUCACCCAGCCCCGGGCGGCUGCCCGAGGACGCCGGGCCGUCGGGCCUCCCGCCGGAGGACAAGCUGUCCGCCCCGGAGGAGCCGCCCUUCUUCCCGGAGCAGUGGCCGGGGAAGGUGUGUGCGCUGUGCUGCCUGGGGGAGCGCACGCAGCUGGGCCAGGGCGCGCUCCUGCGGCUGGCGUGCGCCGAGGGCUUCACGCCGGACCGGGGGCGCGCGGGCGACCCGGGGGCCAGCCCCUCCGGCGAGUCCGUCAUCAGCGACACUCCCAGCGGCGGCGACAAGAGCCCGCGCGCCGUCACCGUCCGGCGCCAGAAGAGCAUCUCCAAGAGGCACUCUUCGGUUGGCUUUUAUGGGGAGCCGUUGGACGAGCUCAGCAUGGUGGGGUAUCUGGACGAACCAGAAGUCAGCACUAUAUUCGAGGCGUCUGGCCACUUCUACGUGCACCAGCGCUGCGCGACGUGGUCGGUGGGGGUGACACGGCCAGACGACCCGGCCGUGUCCGCGGCGGGGGAGGCCGUGCUUCAGGCCUCGUCACGUCGCUGCUCGCACUGCGGGCGGUUCGGCGCGAGCAUCGCCUGCACGGCGGGGGCGUGCCAGCGCUGCCUGCACCUGCCGUGCGCCGCCGCCUCGGGCGCCUUCCAGGACCCCAGCACGGCGACGCUGGUGUGCGCGCAGCACCUGGACCAGGUCCCGCUGCUCAUAAUGAGCGACGUGUCCUGCCGGGUGUGCUUUGCGCUGGGCGACGUCUCCAACCUGAUGAUGUGCAGCGUGUGUGGCGGCCACUACCACGGCAGCUGUGUCGGGCUGGCGCUCCAUCCAGGCGUGCGCGCGGGCUGGCAGUGCUCCGACUGCCGGCUGUGCCAGGUGUGCCACCUCGCGGAGGACGAGGCCAAAGUGAUGGUGUGCGACGUGUGCGACAAGGGCUACCACAACACCUGCCUGCGUCCCGUCGUCACCUCCAUCCCCAAGUACGGCUGGAAGUGCAAGUGCUGCAGGGUGUGCAGCGAUUGUGGCUCGCGCACGCCCGGCUCCGGACACUCGUCGCGCUGGCACGCCCACUACACGGUGUGCGACUCGUGCUACCAGCAGCGCAACAAGGGCUUCUCCUGCCCGCUGUGUCGCCGCGCCUACCGUGCCGCCGCCUACCGCGAGAUGGUGCGCUGCGAUCUCUGUCGCAAGUUCGUCCACGGGACGUGUGACCCAGAGGCGGACCUGCUCUCGUACCAGCGCAAGAAGGAGGCCAACCCGGACUACGAGUACGUCUGCCCCAUGUGCAAGAGCGUGACGCAGGCGGGCCGGCAGAUGCUGCUCAAGAGGAAAGACAGUAUCGAAGAUGGUAUGGAUUCUAGUCGUUCAGCGUCCCAGGAGUCUCUGUUGAUCGCAGAAGAUUCCAACAUGGAGAUCGAUAUCACUCCACCUGAAAAGUGCCGAGAGGCGUACGAGGACGGAGCGGUGCGGACGGUGGGCCUCGGCAAGGGCAAGCCCUUCUGCGCCAGCAAGAUCGCGAAGAAGAAGCUGGGGCUGAGCCCCGUGUCGGGCCGGCCCAAAGGGGUCGGCAAGGGCGGGGCGGGGCUGGGCAAGAUCACCGGCUACCAGAAGCGGCAGCGCGCCAGCGACUUUGUGCGCAAGAGGCCCCUCAAGCCGAAGAUGAGGGGCAUUUUCGGCGUCCCGGGCCUGGGGCUCCAGAGGCCGCAGGCGGACGCGGCGCAGUCGAAGCCGGAGGACGACCCGGGCAUGGAGAACCGCCUGGUGCUGUGCUCCGCGCGGGACAAGUUCGUGCUGACCCAGGACAUCUGCGUGAUGUGCGGGGCCAUCGGCAUGGACCAGGAGGGCUGCCUCAUCUCCUGCGCCCAGUGCGGCCAGUGCUACCACCCCUACUGCAUCAACGUCAAGGUGACGAAGGUGAUCCUGCAGAAGGGCUGGCGCUGCCUGGACUGCACGGUGUGCGAGGGCUGCGGCCAGCGAAACGAUGAGGCCCGGCUGAUCCUGUGCGACGACUGCGACAUCUCCUACCACAUCUACUGCAUGGACCCACCCCUCGACUACGUGCCCCACGGCAACUGGAAGUGCAAGUGGUGCGCCAUCUGUCUGUCGUGCGGUGCCAACGACCCGGGCUUCAACUGCACGUGGCAGAAGAGCUUCACGGAGUGCGGGCCGUGUGCGUCCCACGCUACCUGCCCGUCCUGCCUGGAGCCCUACGCCGAGGGCGACCUCAUCAUCCAGUGCGUGCAGUGCGAGAGGUGGCUGCACUGCAUCUGCGACCAGAUCACCAACGAGCUGGAGGCGGAGCAGUGCGCGGAGGAAGGCUACAACUGCAUCCUGUGCCGGCCGCGGGACGUCCCGCCCCCCCACCUGCUGCUGCUCUCCCAGCCGCCCAAGGUCAAGUCCAAGCCCCGGCUUCCGUCCCCGCCCAGGAGCCCGGAACCUCUGGCAGCGGAAUCCCAGUAUUACGUGGACGGCGUCUGCCUCUCCGAGACGGGCAUGCACCACAUCAAGUCCCUCAUACCGGAGCAGGAGCCGGACAUACAGUCGACGUCUCGCAAGAAGCGACGGAGGAUCCCCAAGAAGGUCGUGACCAUGGCGGACAAGGAGGCCGGGAUCAUCGCAACCAUCGAGUCGGUGGUAUCCGGCGGCAGCUUCGACGGCGGCCUGGACCCGGACGUCCACGUGAAGGAGGAGCCGGAGGACGAGCCGGUGGAGGUGUACAAGGAGGGCAUGAUAGUGCCCCCGAGGCCGGACGGCAAGCCGCCGGAUCCCCCCGAGGGGUUCACCAUCUACACCACGGACAGCGGGGUCAUGGUGCUGCGCAGGAAGCGAGUCCGCAACCUGCAGAAGCUGGGGAUCGGGGGCUUCAACGCGCGGCUGCGGGGCGUGCGCAAGGACAAGGACGAGGACAACGCGGAGGCCCCGGCGCCGGGGGGCGGGGGCAACGUGCCCACCACGCCCACCAGCGAGGGGGCGGGGGGCGCCCCCGCGAGCGGGUCCGAGGAGAAGCCGCGACGCAAGCCCGCCCGCCGCCGGCCCCGCAACAAGCUCAUGGAGAGCUUCCCCUCCUACAUCCAGGAAGCAUUCUUCGGCAGAGAGCUGUUGGACACGACAAAAGAGAAGGACGUGGGCAGCAGCGCCAGCGACUCCGACGAGGAGAAAGUGCAGAUUCUGCACGUCACGGAGGACAAGAUCAUACAGCUGUCGAAUGAUGAGCUGAAAGUGAUGGAGGAGCUGAAGAAAGCGAAGCAAGAAAAGGAGGAGGGGGAAAAGGAAAUAAAGAAAGAACGUGAUGAAGCUGGGGAAACCUCAGUUUCUAAAUCUCCUGUUAAGGACGAGGACGAGGGCGAGGGGAGCGAUGCGGAGGCCCUGAAGGACAUCCUCCCGCUGCCCGGAGACCUGCUGGACACGGAGCUGGUCAAUACCAUCAUGAACGACGACGAUGACAUCACCAAGAGCGGCGAGAACCUGGACGACAUUGCUGACUCCACGCUGGCAGAUGACUCGGAGCUUAAUGAUUCGUUGUCUGUGACGGAUGGAACAGCAGAUGUAUCGGCCACAAGCCAGAAGGACGAACUUUCGGACAUUUUCUCUAUUGUCAGAGAGUCAGGCCUGCCGGACAUGGACUCGAAGGACAUGGAGGAGAUCAUCAAGGGCGUGCUGACGGACGAGUCGCAGGAGUCCCAGGAGUCGGGGUUCCCCCAGCUGGGAGUGUCCGGGGGCAACCCAGGGACGCACGGACCCCUUCUCCCCCAGCACGGCUCCCCGUCGUCGUCCUCCCACGCCGUUCUCCAGCCUGGGGUGGGACUGGCCCGGUCGCAGGUCCCCGGACCGCUGCCGCCCGUCCAGUCCAACCUCCCGUCGCCCAUCGGCUUCCCGCCGCCGUCCCCGUACCACUCCGAGUACAGCAACAGCCCGCAGUUCAGCCCCGCCUUCUCGGAGCCGCCCAGCCCUUGGCCGGCCGACGAGGGCGGGGACGGCGGCAGCCGCGGCUCGGGCGGCGCGACCUUCAACCAGCGCAGCACGCUCAAGAUGGAGGCGGACGAGCUCCUGGGCAGCGGGGCCACCAUGUCCAUGGUGCUGUACGCCAACCUCAACCACCCCGAGUGGCGCAAGGAGUACCCGGUUUGGGCAGAAAGGUGCAAACAGAUAAUGAAAAAAUGGAGAGCUCUUCCUUCAGACAAAAAAGCGUGGUAUCUUCAGCAAGCGCGGGAAAACAGGUCUGCGAUCAGGAUGAAGAAAACUCAACAGAUCCCAAAGGAAAUGUCCAAGCCCUGUGCCGCCACCACCACCACCACCACCACCACCACCGCAACCGCCAUGUUGACCACCUCCACUUCACCGACCAAUAGCGCGGCCAGCCCGCCGCCGCCGCCGGCGGAGGAGCCGCCCCAGCGGCCCGCCGAGGAGCCGGCCCCCGGUAACGAGGACCAGGAGAAGAUGCUGCAGCAGCAGAAGUCGACGCGCGAGGCGGAGCAGGAGCGGCAGUGGAAGCAGCUGCAGGCGCUGAGGCAGCAGCAGGCACAGCAGCAGCAGCAGGUCAUACAGGAGCAGCGAGCCCAAGGGGGCCUCUCGUGUCGUGUUGCAGCGAUGGCCCGGGCGCACCGGCAGGUGUCGGCGGACGGCGUGCUCUACCCGGCGGAACAGCCCGGGCCCGGACUGCCGCUGCCCGCCAUGCAGGAUGCUGGCGCGGUGGUGCUGUCGCAAGGCUCGCGGCAGGGGUUCCCGCCCCCGGCCAUGAAGGUCGGCCGGCUGCUCCCGCAGGCCGCCCCCGCCCCCGGGCAGUUCCAGCAGGUGGGCCUGCCCCCGCCGCCCCCGCGCCAGGAGAUGAUGGUGCCCGUGCGUCCCAGGAGCACCCCCGCGCCCGCCGUGGGCCGGCAGCCCGGCGCCCCGGCCGAGCAGUUCCCCGGCCGGCUGGGCUUCCCCUUCUCCCCGCAGUCCCCCCACCCCGACCCGCUGGGCGAGCAGCAGCAGUACCCGCCGGCGCCGGGAACCCCGCGCCCACAGUUCGCGGUGCGUCCCGCCUACCCCUACCCCCCGCAGCAGGGCCCGGCCCCCCCUCCCGCGGGGCAGCCGCCCGCCCCCGAGGUCAGCCGGCAGCUGCGAGACCUCCUGCAGCGGCAGCAGCUCAAGAAGCUGGAGCAGGAGCUGCAGGGCCAGGGUCGCGUCUGGACCACAGAGGGGAAGCCGGGGCCGGAGGGCAUGGCGCUGGCAGUGCCGCAGCAGCAGCCGGGCUUCGAUGCGCCGCCCCCCUCCCCGCACCCCGGCAUGGACGGCACGUUCCGCCAGCCCCUGCCGCCCGCGCUGGUGCGCCAGCGCCUGCCCCUGCCCGCCAGCGUGGUGGUUCGCCAGCCGCUGGCCGUGCGACACCCCUUGCAGGUGGUCGACCCGCGCCUGCAGGGCAUGGACCCGCGCAUGCGGCUGAUCCUGCAGCAGCAGCGAGCGCUCGUGCAGCAGGCGGGGUUCCCGGGCCACGCCGCGCAGCACCGGCUCCCAGCGCAGCACCAGCUGCUGCACCAGAGGCCCCAGCCCGCGCCCUUCCCCCCAGAGGUGCAGGGGGCGGGGGGCAUCCUCGCCCCGAGCGCGACGGCGCUCGCCCAGCGGCUGGCGAGGCACGCCCAGGAGGGCGGGCCGCCGGCACAGCUGGGCGUGUCCAUAAUGAGGCUGGCACGCCAGUCCCUCGACCACAGAGGCCCAGUGAGCCAGCAGCAGCUGAGCCUGCCGGCGCCCGCCGCGCCCCCGCCCCCGCCCCAGGACUCCCAGGAGAUCCCGGAGAGCGUGACGGCGGAGCUGGAGAAGCUGGAGCAGGAGGAGGGGGGCGGCAUCGCGGAGGUGGAGGGAGUGGGGGCCAUCCUGGCUGACCUGGGAGACGACGACGAGCUGCUGGCAGAAAUGGGCAACGACUUCAACAUCCUGGAGUAUGCCGACCCGGAGCUGGACUCGGUGACGGGCGGGGAGAAGACCAACAUCCUGGACGAGGGACUCCUUCUGGAGGACGAGGAGCACAAGGAGGAGCACAAGGGCGUGAAGCGGGAACUCCCGGAGCCCGGCACGGGCCAGAGCGAGAAGGCCAGCGGCGAGAGCCGGCCGCAGGAGACGGAGGAGCCGCCCAAGGCCCGGGCGUCGGAGGAGCAGCGGGGCCCGCCCCCCACGCCCCCCGCGGCGACGCCCGGGAGUGGCGCCCCGACCCCCGAGGAGCAGGCCAGGUCCCCCGCCCAGCAGGACCUCGCUCAGCUGCCGCAGCAGGUACUGGCUGGUGCACCCGCUCCUCGACCUUUACGGCACGAUUCACAGGAGCGUGGUCACAGAUUCAAGGGGCGGCAGCCGCUGGCGGGGAGGAUGGGGUCCCAAGAGGGCGUCCCCGUCAGCUUCCAGGGCGUGUUCUCCACCCAGAGGGUGCCUGCAGCCGCCUCGACGGCCCAGCUGCAGCGACUGCCGCCGGGCCACGUGCAAGUGUCCCAGGGGCAGCCCGCCCCGUCGCGGGACGCCGCCGCCCGGAUGCCGCUGCCCCAGCAGCACCAGCCGGGAGUCGGGGUCAGUAUGGGUGCCCCCCCGCCGCCUCCCCCGCCCCCUCCCCCCUACCCCGGCCCGCCCCCGCCGUACCCCGGCUCCGGCGCCUGCCAGCAGAUGCCGGUGGGGAGCGUGGCGCGGCCGGGGGUGGCGCCCAGACCACCGCCCCUCGCCGCGGUGUCCCAGGCGAUGCACCCGGGACCCGCCCCGAACUUGCAGCGUCGGCCGCUGCUUCUCCAGGACCAGCCGCUGCUUCUGGAGGAGCUGCUGGAGCAGGAGAAGCGGGAGCAGGAGAAGCAGCAGCACUCGCAGCCCCCGGGGCUCAGCCCCUCGCCCACCGCCCUGCUCAGCGACGCGGACCUGGACCUGCUGCGGGCCAACGUGCUGGGCCCCGCCCCGGGCGCCGGCUCCCCGCCCCAAGGCCAAGGGCUGCACCAGGGCUCCGGCCGCAGUCCGUACCCCCCGCGGCCCCUCCUACAGUCCCAGGCCAAGGUGAUGGACUGGCAGGGGGGCGGGGGCAUGGUGCGGCUGCCCCAGGCCCCGCGGCCUGGCCUCCCGGCGGAACCAGUGAACAGGAUACCGCUGUUCAGCCUGCCGGUGCUGCCGGCGCCCCAGGUGCCGCCCGACAGCGUGGAGACGGAGGCGGACCGCCAGCUGCAGCUGCUGUACGAGCAGUGGCUCAGCAACCAGAACCAGCUGCUGGCCAAGCAGCUCAAGUACUACGAGACCGAAGUCAGCAAGCUGCGCAAGACCCGCAAGUCGCUGAACAGCAAGCAGCGGCAGCUGCGCAAGACGGGCAACGAGCUGUCCGACCAGGACUCCCAGGAGCUGCAGCGCGUCACCGGCGAGCAGGCCUUCCUGCAGAAGUACCUGGACACCAGCCGCAAGCAGAGUCGGCAGCACUCGGUGCUCAUACAGGAGUACACGACGAAGCACCUGAAGCAGCGCGGCGCGGCCGUGCCCAGCCCCAGCCCCGGCGCGCUGAUGGCGUCCCACUCGCCGCUGGGCGUGCCCGGCUCCAGCCCGGGGCACCACCCGCCACCCCCGCAGUCCCCGCUGCUGUCGCCCUCCCCGUCGCCCCUGCAGAGCCCCGGGCCGCUGCUGCACCACAGCCCGGGCCACCCGGGGGGCGGGCUGAGCCCCUCGCCCCACAGCCUCCAGCCGUCCCCGCGCCUCGGCACGCCCCUCUCCCAGGGGGAGGAGAGCCCCUUCAGCCCCGGCACGCCCCAGGAGCUGCUGCGGUCGCUGCCGUCGCCACAGCAGGUCUGCCCUCCGCCGCCGCCCGGCCGGCUGACCUCCCCGCAGGCCCACGGGGCUCCCCGCAUGACCUCGCCCCAGCACAGGCCGGCCCCCCGGCUGGCGACCAGCCCCGGCGCGUACCCGGGCCAGCCCCCCUUCCCGGCGGAGCAAGUCAGAAUGCACAGCAUGCCGCAGAGGUUCGCACGCUCCCCUGUGAACACCAGCCCAGAAGGCGGCAUGCCCCCGCGACCACCACGUGUGAUAUCAGUUCAAGGUCAGAAUGUGACGGGUGUGUACCUCCAGCAACAAAGGCCGCCCCAGUCGCAAGCAUCGCUUGUGAGCAUGCAGGGCACUUCUAUCCAGCAGCAACAGCUACUGAGGCAGCAGCAGAUAACCCAGCAUCAGCUACUUCAGAGACAGCUGCAGCAGCAGCAGCAGCAAAUGCUUCAACAGCAGCAGGUGAUGACUCAGCAGCAGGAACAUUUGUUGCAAGAUGGGACUCAGAGACCACAGCAGCAACUUAUCCUACAGCAUCUGGAGGGUAGCAGUCAGCAGCAGGAACCGCCACUGCAAGAUGGUGCGCAAAGGCAGCUGCACAUGGCCCAGCAGCGACAGUUGUUACUGCAGCAGCAACAGCAGCAGCAGCAACAACAACAACAACAACAGUUACAACAGCAACAACCACAUCAACUGGAAGAUGCAAGCCACCAAGAUGAACAAAUCCCAGACAGUCUGCAAAGGCCACCGCAGCAUCUGCAGCUGCCCCAGGAGAGGAAAAUGUUGCAACCGCAAGUGAGCAGCAGCCAGCCCCAGGAACAGCAGCACAAAGACGGGGUGCAGCGGCAGCAGCUGCACAUAGUUCAGCAGCGACAAAUUCUUCAACAGCAGCUGCAGGGUAAUCCCCAAGAACUGCACGUGCAAGAUGAUAACCAGAGGCACCUUCAGCAGCUGCAGCUGGCACAGCAGAGGCAGAUUUUACAGCAGCAGGGUAUCAGCCAGCAACAGGAACAGUUGCAGCAAAAUGACAGCAUUAUACGACAGCGUCAGCAGUUGCAGCUUUCGCAGCGACAGAAUCUGCAACAGCAGCAGUCUGAACAAACACAGCAGCAACAGCUCCAGAUGGCCCAACAAAGACACCUCUUGCAACAACAACAACAGCAGCAGCAGCAGCAGCAACAGCAACAGCAAAAUAUCUCUCAACACCAAGACCAGAUGCAGUCAUUGCAGAUAGUGCAGCAAAGGCAGUUAUACCAGCAACAACAGGAACAGUUGCAGUCACAGGAUAGUGUUCAGAGACAGCAGCAACUGCAAUUAGCACAGCAACAGAGACAAAUCCUGCAGCAGCAACAGCAGCAGCAGCAACAACAGCAACAACAGCAACAACAGCAACAGCAGGCUUUAAAUCAACAUCCUGAACAGAUACAGGUGCAGGACAGCAUGCAGAGGCAACAGUUGCAGAUGGUUCAGCAGAGGCAAAUGCUUCAGCAACAACAACAGCUUGUGCAGCAGAGGCAGCAGCUGCAGCAACAGUUUGCAGUACAUCAGCAGAGACAGCAACUCCUCCAGCAGCAGAUAGCCCAGCAACAGCAGCAGCAGCAGCACUUGCCUCAAACGCCUGCUUCACCCAUGAGCCAUGCUGCACAGCCAAGAAGCCCAGCUGUUCACAGCUCACCCAUGGGACACGGUCACACGUUGCCAAACUCUCCAUUGCCACCACAGUCGCCCGCUAGUCAGCAGCCACCGAGUUCUCCCAUGCUCCAAGGAUCAUUCUCGCAGAUGCCUAGCUCUCCGAUGCACCCCAGGAGCCCGAUGGUUCACGGAUCACCCAUGACGGCAAGGGGCAGCAAUGGUGUUUCCAGCAGCCCUGCCAAUCCUGAAAGGCCCCACAGCACGGAGAAUCCCACCACGCCCCGCACUCCACACGCUGUCUACGCUCCCCUCACGCCUCAAGAACAGCCUGCCCCCUCCAAACACGAAAACACGGGUGGCGGAGGAGGGAACCCUCACAACCCCAACAAUCCCAUCCCCUACCCACCCAUGUUCGGUAGGUUCGGGUACUGCAAGCUGGGUCUGCGGGGAGGCUCUCCGAUAUGGGCGGUGGGCGGGGGACUAGGGCGGGGCAGUCGGCAGCAGAGCAGCACCAGCAAGAGUGAAGGAGGGGGCAGCAGCACUGACAAUGUGUCUGGAGUCAUCAUAUCUUCUGUUACCAGCCAAGAUGCGGUCAAACCGAACCCUAAAGAUCAGUCUGCUGUCGGUGCUGACUACCACGAGUUUGAUGGUGAGCGUUCCCACACUCCACCCAUGUCGUCUCCUAAACAUCUGCAACAACAGUUGAAAGAAUCCUUGCUGCAGCGGAAGUCUGUGGACGAUGAUUUCGUGAACAGGUCACCCAACGAAACUGGUUCUCCAAACGAAGUAGUGGUUUCGGAAGUAGAUGGGGAAAACCGCCUGUUGGAUCGCCUUGAUGAUAUUGCCAGGAGCCAGUCCGUGGUGUCUCUCGAAGAUAACCUCGUGUCUUCCAUCAGAGAGGCAAACAGCUGUGAUCCGGAGUGUCACAGCGUAGUCGUGCUCACGGACUCUGAGUUUGCGCAACUUUCGAGCUCCCUGGAAGACGCGGUGAUUGAGGAGUGCAUCGUCUCGUCACCUGGACUUGUCAUAGAUGUGAAAGGAGACGACAUGGUUGGUGCUAUGGAAGAAGUUGAUGACCAAGAUACAGAGAUGGUUGUGAUGGAAGAUGACAUCACAAGUGAAAGCAAAGAAGAUAGUAACAUUGCAGAAUAUCUCAAACAAGACGGUGACAGUAAAAUGGAAGAAGGUACUAGUGACUCAAUGCUGGAGAACACAGGUUCAGAGGAACUCACAGUGCACGGCAGUCCACCAAAGAGUGAAGAGUUUUCUUCUACCACCGAUGCUCAAGAUUUUAGGUAUUGUGAAGUGUCUGUUGAUGACCAAGGCAAAAACCAAAUUGUGCUGGACGAAGCAGAAGGAAUUUUGGUUGAUUGUUCCACUGGUGCUAGAAUUGAAGAGAAUUGUGAUAAAACACCUCCCAAAAAAGAUGAUACUUUCAAAAAGGAGAAAGUUGUACGUUCCGGUGUACCUGCAAGAAGUGAAGCUGAAAACGAAUUGUUCGGCAGAUCGUUGUUGCCACUUGAAUUGCCUCCGUCAGCGCAGUUACCACCGUCAAGCAUACAUCAGGCUAACAUUGGAAUCCCUGGAGUGCCCCGACCUUCAGUUACAUAUCCUACAUUUCCUAGGCCGCAGUUCGGUUCUCUGAAGGAGGAUGUGCAAGACUUGCCUUUCCUUCGGCAACCGGCAAAAGUACCGCAGCCGCAAUCCACGACGACCACGUCCGUGUUGAACACGGUCAUAGCAUCCGUGAUGGUCAGUCAGCCUGUCACUUGCUCACAUUCGCCUUCUUCUUUGGAAUCUGUGGGCACGGUGGCGAGUACUGCUUCAGGUGCGUCUGUGAGUGAAGAUGCCUCCGUAAGGCUCACGUCUGGUUCUGUGUACCAUCCGCCUCCGGGGAGCUUGUCCAUCAUCAGGUCCGCGAAUGCCAACGCCGUUUCGACCGCCAUCAACCUCAUGAGCUCUGCCAUCGCAUCGACCGUGCCGCUGCCCGUAAUGCGGCCGAUGAGCCCUGCCAGCCUGGUGGCAGAUGCGAUCAGCGCGGCUCGCUUGCCGUAUCCUCCCGGGCUGACGCCCCUGACCACCGCCCAGGGCGGAGUGAGCGUGAUAGCAAGUGUGCCGAAACUCACCACCACAGCCACGAUGUGUAACCAGGCCGUGACCUUGUCCCAGGUCGCUCAGAAUAGUGCGAAAAGCAACUCCGAAGCAGACGGACUAGCAUCCGCACAAUCUGUGCUGUGCAGGAUACUGGAGGACGACUCUCCUGACGCUGCGAAGCCUGUGCCGCCCACGCAAGAUGAGUUAGUUUUUUCCUCUUCGUCUUCGACAAGGCCGAGCGUGUUGGAAAAUGUUGGCGGGAAUGCAGUGCAACAUGAAAUGCCUGGUCGGUUUCAUUUUCCUGGCCAGACGGACGAGGAGGAAGAGGACGAUGUACUCAUGAGAACGAUGACGCAGAUAUUCCAGGAUACACGUCCCAGCGUUGUCACUGCCGUGGACAAAGUUGGUAAAGUUUCACCAAAAAAUACUUCGGACUUGACCUUACAAUUGAAAACCAUGAAGAAUCUAAGACAGUUGGAUGAGCCUAACAAAGACCAAGAUAAUGUUACAUCUAGGUCUCAGCUUGAUGAAAUUUUGAACUACUCUGUUGCGAAUAUGAUAGAAAAAAUGCAGGCAGACACUACUACAGCAGCUUGUGCAUUAGUCAGAAAAGAGUUACCAGAAUCUACCCAUGCACAAAACACAUGGGACAAACCAAGGAUCUCCGAUGUUCCAAUCCAGUUCCCACAGACCUCCAACGUUCAGUCCAAUCUAAUGUCUUUACUAGAUAAGGGUGCAGCCAGAACCACGGAGAAAACAUUAACAUUGAGCAGCUCGGCAUUCGAGAGCAAUUUGUCAGCCUCCGGUCCUGGGAGCAGUAAUAGCUUGAGGAGCGAAGCUUUAGCUUACGCAGCAACUCAUUUCGGUACAACCUUCUCUGCCAUCCCAUCUGUCGUCAUGAGCACGAGAAUAUCCCAAAACCUGCCAGUGCCCACACCAAGUACUGUCGUCGGUCAGCAGAAAAUCGCAGGCAGUAAACCAUCGCCGGUCAUACAGUCCGUUGCAGUGCCUUCCCCUCAAGUGUGUGGCCCCUCCUGUGUUCAGAAGAGUGUGAACGUGAUAACGAGCCAGGCCGGUGGCAUGCGGAGGGACGGUGUCGGUCACUCUAGCUCGUCAGACAUCUCGUCACGCACUUCAACACCGAUGGUAUCCUUGGGGGUGUCCGGUGUCAUAACUCCCACACAGGCGACAAACCAGGUAAGGUAUAUUCCAGCCAUGUCUGCCCAGCCCUCAACCGUACCGAAACUGCAGGUAUCGUCUAGUAGUUUUUACUCCGGGGGAAAAUUCAUUCCUAGUGAAAUUGGGCAGAGGAUGUCCACCUCUUUGUAUGCACAGUACUCGGAUUCUUCUUUCCGAAAAUCUGAAUCGUACGGAGAUGGCGGGCACGCGACUCCCUCGCCGUACGACUUCGUGGGCUCCCCCCCGCACGCCGGCCACGUACCCUACUCCGAGGAGAGAUCGAAGGGCAGAGGCGAGCCGAAGCACGAGGGAAACUUCCCCAAGUCCUGCCGGUACGCGGAAACCUCCGCGGCGGCGUCCGGGAGCUCCUCCGCUCCUUCCACGGUCAUCUCCCAGUCGGUGUCGACGAGCUCGGUCGUGAAGCUGGAGCCCCAGGACGGCCCGGCGGGCGGGAAGUUCUCCCUGAGCCAGGCGAGGCUGGAGGAGUCGCAGAACGUCCUGCUGAAGCAGCUCCUGCAGAACACGGGCUGCGCGCAGACGCAGCCGCAGCCGCCCCCGCCGGCGCCCUCCCUGGAGGAGCAGCUGGCCAAGCCGUACUCCCUCCUGCCCCCGAUCCUGCCCGAGCCGCCGUCUCCCUCCAUGUCGCCCCAGGCGGGCGUGAAGCGGGAGCAGCCGGCGCCGCUCGUCCAGAUCAAGCAGGAGCCCGGCACCGAGGACUCGCCGGCCCUGUGCGACGUCGAGGUCAAGGACAUCAAGCUGGAGAUGCCGCAGAUCAAGCUGGAGGAGGCCUUGGAGCUGGAGCUGGGCGAGCGGGGCAGCCUGGACCAGGCGGCUCUAGAUCUCAAGAAGUUGAAGCGCAGGCAGUACGCCCAGAAACGACGCCAGAGUCUCGGCAAGGAGACCAUUAGUGCAGGAGUCCCGAAGAAACGACAGAGGAAGGGCUCAAAAGUAGAAGAGGACUAUGAUAGCUUUGUUGAGAACCUGCAGGUUCAGAUGCAACAAAGCCUGCCGCCGCUGCCGGUCAUGGAACCGGAGCUCCAGCGGAACCACGGGGUGUGCCCCGUGUUUGGGGCGGGCGACCUCUCCAAGGUCGGCGGCUCGAAGCAGUACAGCACACGUCGGGGCGAUCUGGACGGGGAGUACGGCCGGGCCACCUUGCCCCACGUGUCGGACUACUACAACACCCGGCCGUUCGGCGACCUGAAGCCCUUGCCGGUGCCGACUGCCCCCACCACCCAGCGGGGCUUCUACAGCCAGGAGUUCGCCCCCAUCAAGCUGGACAGCGAGGGGGAGGAGAGGCGGGGCAGGGACCGGAGCGUCGGCUCCCCGGACAGCAUCGUCAGCUCCUCUUCCCCGGAGUGCGUCGUGCCCGAGGCACCCGCCAAGUUCCCAUGUUUGUUUGCGUUUGACGGGGAUGAGCGGGACAAGGAGGAGGAGGUGGUGAAGGUGAGGCGCAAGUCUCCGGUCGUCCCGCUGGUGGUGCCCACCCCCAUCAGGCUGAAGCCCACCAACCAUGCCAAGAGCCUGAAGGAAGUGGACAAGGAGAACGCCAGCCCGCGCGACCACCUGCAGACGAAGGCGCGGCACGGGGUGUCGCCGCUGCGGGACGCGGGCAACGUGACGGUGACGCUGACGCUGACCUCGGCUGCAGCGGAGGACAUCCUGGGCGUGCUGCGCGACCUGGCGAACGUGCUGCGCAUCCCCGCGCCGCCGGGCUACCAGGUGGUGGAGCGCACCUCCACGCCGCCCAGCCAAAAGCUGGGGCUGUACCGCACCAAGGGGAAGGACGGCAAGGAAGGGGCGCCCAUCGACAUCCAGAGCAUCCUGAACGGGGCGGCCAAGUUCUGCCGGCACUGCGACGUGGUGAUCCUCAGCAACAUGGUGCGCAAGCGGGCCAGCGACCUGCCCUUCCUCAACAAGGAGGAGCUGCUGGAGAACGGAGACGACCUGUACUUCUGCAGCACCAACUGCUACGUGCAGUUCGCCCUCACGCACCGGUCCCCGUCCAUAUCCCAGGACAAGGCAGCUGCGAUCAUAGACCACCUGUGCAACGUGGCGAAGGGCGAGAGGGAAGUGGCCCAGAAGGCGAAAGCGAAGUCCCGGGAAGCCUCGGACUCGGAGGAGAAGGAGGAGAAGGAGAAGGGCUCGAAGAGAGACGACGACGAGGGCUUUGACCUGAAAGUUACCGUGAAGAGAGAGCCUGACGAGGAUCUCCCAGACGUGAAGGAACACUUCAGAAUCGUGAAAGUGAAGCUGGAGGAGGAGGCCGUGCCACCCGUGGUGGACGUGAAGCUGGAGCUGGGGCCCCGGGAGACCGGCGCGCUGAAGCACGCGAGCGCGGACGACAGCGGGGACGCGGGGGAGGGGGAGCUGCAGCCCCCGCCCCCCAAGCAGUGGAAGGGCGUGCAGUACAAGAUCUGGAGCCCUGGGGCCGCCCAGCCCGCCCAGCGCUACAAGCGCCCCACCGAGAAGGAGAUCACGGAGCUGUUGUUCCGGAUGGGCAUCACGAUGAUGCCUGCCAAGAUCCCAGACGACACCAGGAAGUGUUUAUUUUGCCAUCAGAUUGGGGACAGUGUGACAGACGGACCGGCGAGGCUGCUGAACUUCGACGUGGACAAGUGGGUGCACCUGAACUGCGCUCUGUGGUCGGACGACGUGUACGAGACGGUGAACGGCGCCCUCAUGAACCUGGAGAACGCCCUGCAGCUCUCGCUGGCCAGCGCGUGCUCGCUGUGCCGCCGCGCGGGCGCGACCGUGCGCUGCUUCAAGCCGCGCUGCUCCGGCGUCUACCACCUGGGCUGCGCGGUCAAGGACGGCUGCGUCUUCUUCAAGAACAAGAGCGUGUACUGCACGGCCCACGUGCCCAAGAACGAGAAGGACAACGAGCUGACGACGCUGUCGGUGUUCCGGCGCGUGUACGUGAACCGGGACGAGAACCGCCAGGUGGCGGCGGUGAUGCACCACACGGAGCAGAGCAACCUGCUGCGGGUGGGCAGCCUCAUCUUCCUGAGUGUGGGCCAGCUGCUGCCCCACCAGCUGCACAACUUCCACACCCCCAACUUCAUCUACCCCAUCGGCUACAAGAUCAUCCGGUUCUACUGGAGCAUGCGGGUGCCGAACAAGCGCUGCCGCUACGUGUGCUCGAUCCACGACGUGGCGGGCCGGCCCGAGUUCCGGGUGCUGGUCCAGGAGCCGCGCCAGGACGACCUGGAGCUGCGCGACGUGUCGCCGCGCGCCGUGUGGUCGCGCGUGCUGGAGCCCACGGCCGCGCUGCGCCGCCAGGCGGGCGGCGUGCAGCUGUUCCCCCGGUACGUGUCCGGGGAGGACCUGUUCGGCCUCACCGAGCCGGCCGUCGUCCGGGUGCUGGAGAGCCUGCCAGGGGUGGAGACGCUGACGGACUACCGCUUCAAGUACGGGCGCAACCCCCUGCUGGAGCUGCCCCUGGCCAUCAACCCCACAGGCUGCGCGCGCUCGGAGCCCAAGCUGCGCAGUGCGUUCCCGUGGAAGCGCCAGCACACCCAGCGCACGGGCUCCUACUCGCGGCCGGUGUUCGUGCCGACUGCCACGCUGGCGGGGGAGGCGUCCUGCCCCUACUCCAAGCAGUUUGUGCACUCCAAGAGCUCCCAGUACAAGAAGAUGAAGCAGGAGUGGCGCAACAACGUGUAUCUGGCCAGGUCCAAGAUCCAGGGGCUGGGCCUGUAUGCUGCGAGGGACUUGGAGCGCCACACGAUGGUCAUAGAGUACAUAGGGGAGGUGAUUCGCCACGAGUUGUCAGAGAUUCGAGAGAAGCAGUACGAGGCUAAGAACCGAGGCAUCUACAUGUUCCGGCUGGACGAGGAGCGGGUGGUGGACGCCACCCUGAGCGGCGGGCUGGCGCGCUACAUCAACCACUCGUGCAACCCCAACUGCGUGGCGGAGAUCGUGGAGGUGGAGCGCGACCUGCGCAUCAUCAUCUUCGCCAAGCGGCGCGUCACGCGCGGCGAGGAGUUGGCGUACGACUACAAGUUCGACAUUGAAGACGACCAGCACAAGAUCCCGUGCAACUGCGGGGCGCCCAACUGUCGCAAGUGGAUGAACUAAGCAAAGUCACUCAACAUUCCUUCCUUUAUUUAGUCAUGUUUCCCACCAAAUGAAUAUUUGUAACGUAAACAUAGUAAAGUUUGGCUGAAAGUUUUUGUUUGUAGUAGUUACGGAAUAGCGUGUACUACAGUAUUUUUACACUUUUUAUGAUGCCAGCGCCGCUGCAGUUAUUGACUUUUUUUGUAAUUGUCCGUGCAAAGCAUUUGCUGUUGAUUUUUAUUUUUGUACAUAUGUCUUUCCAGGAUAUAGUGUUGGAAAGUAGAAUUAGAUAAACAAAUACAGUCUUUGUAAUCUAUUUUUUUUAUGUAAAAAAAUAUGAACAUUGAAAGUGAAUUUAUAUGAUGUACAUAGCCAGUGAUGCAGAUAUAAUUUUUUUUUUAAUUUAUGUUUUUCAGUGAUAACAGCAAUCAUCAGUAGUAUGUAAACUUAUUGUAUAUUGAAAUGAGUCGACUAUCGACUACAUCGUUCAUUGUGAUAACUGGUCACUCCUCCGCUGACGGGGUGUGUUUGAUAUUAUGGACCUUAUCUAUUUAUUGCUGGAAGAACAGCGUGUAAUUGUCACUCCUAUCACAGUUUGUUAAUAUUUUGUUACCUAGUUGUUGAUUGUGAGUCACUUUGCAGGGUAAUAUUGGAGCAGUAGUAGCUUGUACAGUCUGAUGUGUGUGUGCCGGUCUGUAAUGUUGGUGGCUUUGUAAUAUUUCUAUUUUGCGCUCUCUAGGCAUUUCACAUAGUUGUAAUUUUUGUCAGAAUGUUGUCCAAGCGAAGGGACAUACAUAGUUAUGAUUUAUUUUGACCUCUGGGUCAUGUUGUUAAAUUCUUAAUCCUAGUGGGACUAUUGCAUAUCCUUGAAGGGUUUUCCUGUUGAUAAAGUUUCAUUUUUCAUUUCUAUGCGUGAUUAUAGACAAUAUACAUGUAUAUUUCACUUUUCGCAAAGUUAUGAAUACUCGGCAUAGUUUCCUAAGUUGUGAAGGAAAAUCAAGAAGCGCGAUUAUAGUAUAAUUUUUAUCAUAAGUACAAAGAGGUGUUUAGAAUAUUAGAUAUAAUUUUAUUGAGGUCAUGCAAAAACUUAAAAAUACAUAUUAUUUAUCAUUGCUUAGAUGUAGAUUUGCAUAUGUAUGUGUUCACAUAUUAAUGUUUUUGUGUGAAUUUGUGAAUUCAAUAUUCAUGCUGUUUGCCAAAGUAAAAAAAAACAUUUGUUGAUAUUUGUUUUUUUUUUGUUUAGGUUGUAAUUCUGUUACGUACCAUUGUAUGUUUUUUGUAUAUAUUCGUGCAAUAGAAUAAUUUUAUGU